AUGUUGUCUGUCAAACAUGUUGAUACUGCAGCACUGACAUCUGUUUUAGUCAUGAAUCUCCGAUUGGAUGAUCAUGAGAGUCCUGUCAUGACAAAAGUUUUCAUGUUUGAUUCUCUAGCAGUCGACACAUCUUUAAUUGGUCAUCCUGUAUCUAAGAGAAUUGUUCUGGACCCCCAUCCAGAUCUAGAUGAUUAUGUAGACACAUUUGCUUAUUGUUUUCACGAUUGGUGCUAUUCAGUUUUGAGUUGGAAAACAAAGCAAAAUAGUGCCAAAUUUUUGUUUGAAUUGGGUAGAAGCCUCAAUAUUUCGACUGUUUGGGAGAAACCUGCUGAAUGGAACGGUCCACUCUACCCACAAAUCGACACUGAUGCCUUACUAUCUAAAGCUGACGAUGGAUCCGCAAGGCUUCAGCCAUUAUUUCUCUCAAGACUCCCUGCUGAACUACGUUCUCGAAUUUGGAGUUAUGUUGGAUCCGAAGCAGCUUAUUCUGCAUUUUUGUUAGUGGUUGGGGAGACAUCGCAUUUAGCACAGCAGAUCUCACAACCAACUACACAGCUACUCCCUAUCGAAUCAAAUUGUUAUGUUAGAGCAGAUUUUAAUGAAGUUUACGGCACAGAAUACAUCCGAGACCUAGCCCAAGAUACGACAUCCAGUGGUGGAAUUGAGAUUCUACAAACCGUGACCGAGAUCGAUAUUGUUUUCAGUGUAUACGGCAUCUGCGCCAUCAGAUUUUCGGGAUCUAGUUGGACGUCUGAGUGGCUGGGCAGGAUCCCUCAAACUGGCCGUUCCUGGUACGGCACAAUCCAGGUAGACAACACCAACUUAUUGGUAUACUCCCAUAAUGGGUUGUGUGUAUCCAACAUAGUAGAUUCAUUUAAAUCAAACAGAGUUCAGGUCGUGUGGGAUCAGCCAAACUAUCCUCCGGCAAUGUUUGAUGCCGAUGCCGCGUUGUUCUCGCUGCAUGAACCUGAGCAAUUGUAUCGAAAGCGACUGCCAGAACUGGGAUUUUUUAGCUUUAUUUCAUUGACCAGUCAUGGAGAAUAUAUCUCCGGGCUCACCAUGUAUUUCAUGUCUCAGUGUAUCGUGGGUAUCGAAUCACAUUUCUCAUCAGGCUCACACUUCGUAGGCAGUCGUGGUGAAGUAGCAGUACAUAUGUCACUCGCCCCAGGUGAACUUAUUAGCGACGUUUGGUUACGUCUCUACGUGGACUUGCCUGUUGAAUCUGUUCCCGCCGUAUUGAUACAAACGACGUUAGGAAGGGAGUGCACCUUUGGCCCAUAUGUCACCCCAGAUAAUUAUGAUCAGUAUCACUGGGCUAUGCUGCAAUAUGACGGCCGCAUCAGUGGAUUUUAUCACGAAAACGCGCCUGGAAUAAAGAGAAUAGGUGUCAUUGGCGACGACAAGAAAAUGUCAAGAGCUGAAAUCCAGCUUCCACGAUAUGAGACUCGUGUCCCGCUAAGGCUUGAUGUUCUUGGUGCCCGGGAGUUUGACCAUUGCGUUUGUAUUCGAUUCUGCAAACAGACGAGGCUCAGUCAUUUGGGCUUAUUAAGUGCGAAAGGCUCACAAUAA
Botrytis sinoallii is the source of this 1569-nucleotide messenger RNA. RefSeq lists its product as uncharacterized. The transcript is spliced from 3 exons. The record is from RefSeq and is a predicted model, not a curated record. Bases 1 to 1569 code for a protein of 522 amino acids. NCBI's taxonomy places the organism in Eukaryota, Fungi, Ascomycota, Leotiomycetes, Helotiales, Sclerotiniaceae.